AUGUACUUGACAGGGCAGCAUGAUAUCGUCCCAGAAUCAUUCUUAGUAUCAAGGGUGACCCACGUUGCACUGGCUUUCAUGAGAUCCGAAGUAUUCAACGUCCCAAAUCAGGAAGAAUGGCCAUUGUUCACAACAGUUGCUGAGGUCCGUACGAAAUUCAAGAGUGGGACAAAGAUCCAAGUAGCGAUUGGGGGUUGGGGAAACACCGACGGCUUCUCAGAAGCAGCAAAGACAGAGCAAAGUCGCAGACUCUUCGCUGAGAACAUCAGAGCCAUGAUUGAAACCACUGGUGCUGAUGGAGUUGACAUCGACUGGGAAUAUCCCGGAGGCAACGGCGAAGACUAUAAACAACAUCCAAAUUCAGAGAAGGCUUGGGAGAUUGAGGCUUAUCCCAAACUCCUUGCCGAGAUCAGAGCGGCGAUUGGGCCACAUAAGCUCAUUACAGCAGCAGUGCCGGGCUUGCCCAGGGACAUGAUAGCUUUUACGGAGACGACACUACCAAAGAUAUACGAGUCGAUCGAUUUCCUAAACGUCAUGUCGUAUGAUCUUAUGAACCGACGAGACGGCUUCACCAAACACCACAGCGGGCUAGAUGGCACAAUUCAAGCCCUGCACGGUUACACAAAUCCAGCCGUCCACACCAAAAACUUGAAUAUUGGGCUUGGCUUCUAUAUCAAGUGGUACAGAACUGCAAGCAAUGAAACGUGCGAUCUUGUACCGGCUAUCGGAUGUCGGACUGAGCUGAUGGAAGAUCCAAUAACGGGCGCUGAUCUGGGCAAAGCGGGAGCGUUCUCGUGGCACGAUGAAGUACCUACCGAAUUGGCAGAUUCAUUUGCAAAAGCCUUGAAGAAUGGAGUGGACGACAUGACCGGGGGGCUGUUCAGAGGGCACUACUACAUGGAUAAGCAAGAAAAUAUUUUCUGGUCGUGGGAUACACCAGAUAGUAUCGGGAAGAAGCUUGACACGCUAUUCGACCACGUCAACGGCCAUGAAGGAUACAAGGACCUCAAAGAUAUUGGCGGCGUGUUUGCAUGGGGGCUGGGAGAGGAUGCACCGCACUUUGAGCAUCUAAAGGCUGCGAAUGAGGCACUGAACAGUAUCGGAGCCAAAGAUUCGGCUAUCAAUCCGUUGCUGAAUUGUGAGCCGGUGUUGCUGCAAAAGAACUCCGUGAAGUACAUACGGAGUUGA
Messenger RNA from Boeremia exigua, 1188 nucleotides. Its product is annotated as 42 kDa endochitinase-like protein. Gene Ontology annotation, biological process: carbohydrate metabolic process; chitin catabolic process. Gene Ontology annotation, molecular function: chitin binding; chitinase activity. The coding region runs from base 1 to 1188 and encodes 395 amino acids. The transcript has 5 exons. The record is from RefSeq and is a predicted model, not a curated record. Gene Ontology annotation, cellular component: extracellular region. NCBI's taxonomy places the organism in Eukaryota, Fungi, Ascomycota, Dothideomycetes, Pleosporales, Didymellaceae.